AUGAACAUGUACUCCAACCUCGUCCAGCAAUGCUUCGACCACUGCGUCAACGGCUUCGAGAGCAAGUCCCUCACCUCGCGCGAAGAGAGCUGCGUUAUGCGAUGCGUCGACAAGCACAUGAAGGGCUCCCAGCGAUUAGGCGACCGCUUCCAAGAACAAAACGCUGCCAUGGCACAACAAGGUGGCAUGGGCGGAAGAUAA
Alternaria hordeiaustralica is the source of this 201-nucleotide messenger RNA. RefSeq names its product protein transporter tim9 (gene TIM9). The transcript is spliced from 2 exons. Bases 1 to 201 code for a protein of 66 amino acids. NCBI's taxonomy places the organism in Eukaryota, Fungi, Ascomycota, Dothideomycetes, Pleosporales, Pleosporaceae. The record is from RefSeq and is a predicted model, not a curated record.